Molecule: messenger RNA, 2736 nt
Organism: Batrachochytrium dendrobatidis JAM81
Lineage: Eukaryota; Fungi; Chytridiomycota; Chytridiomycetes; Rhizophydiales
Product: DNA-dependent ATPase RAD26
Exons: 12
Biological process (GO): transcription-coupled nucleotide-excision repair
Cellular component (GO): nucleus
Molecular function (GO): ATP-dependent chromatin remodeler activity; ATP binding
Source: RefSeq, a predicted model, not a curated record
GAAAAGGUUCGUCUAGACAAGGUUCUCAAAGCAAAAGGAAGUCUCAUUCGUCGGUUGAAUACUAUGAGAUCUCGGCUUGAUUCUCCCUGCACUAAAGUAUCUGAAAAAGAAGCUAUUAUCAGCCGCAUUAAUACUGCCUCCAAGUCUCUCGAGGCUUUGCGUAAGGAUGAAAAGUGCAUUUUGAAGCGUCUGGAUUUCGAAAACAAUGGCAAUUCAGAUGAAGCUACGGUUGAAACUGAGCGUGAGCGACUCAUCCGAACGGGAAAGAUUACUCCAUUUUUUCAAACUGAUGAUUCCCAAGCAAUGGAUGCUUUAGAUAUAACCUUUAAACCACAGCAGACUGCUAGUAAAAGUCGGAAAUCUAUAGAUUUUGUACCUAAAGACCAAUCUGGCGACGAGUUUUCUGAUCACUCUAGCUAUAAUGACAAUGAAGAGGAUAAGGAUGAUUAUAAAGACAACAAGAAAUCUUUUAAACGAAAAAAAUUACAUAGAAUGGAUGCUGAUCGUUACAAGGACGAUGGCGACGAAUUAUCAUAUAGACGACGAUUGACAAAAUGGGCAAUAGAGCGACGGAAAAAAAGAGAAAAUCUGUUGUUAGGUGACAAUGCCGAUGAAAAAAUGACAGAGCAGCUAGAUGACGAUGUUGAAAAAGAGAUUUUUGAGCCUUCGCUUGUUUAUGAGGAUGAAGUAAUUCACAAAGGUUAUUGUGUUCCUGGAGACGUAUACCGCCAUCUAUUCCCAUACCAACGAACAUGCGUAAAAUGGCUAUGGGAGCUUUAUUGCCAAGAAGUUGGGGGCUUAGUUGGAGAUGAAAUGGGUCUUGGAAAGACGAUCCAAAUCAUUUCGUUUUUGGCAGGCUUGGGAUUUUCAAGGCUUCUCAAAGGUCCUGUUAUCAUUGUUUGUCCAGCAACAGUUUUGAGACAAUGGGUGCAAGAAUUUCACAAAUGGUGGCCACCAUUUCGUGUUGCAAUUCUUCAUUCUACCGGUAGUGGUUUAGGCUCGGAGGCGCAUGAUAGAGAUUCCGAGUCUACUUACAUGAGCGAUGAGUCUGAGGAAAACGAGUAUUUUUUGGAUAAAAAAAGACCAAAGAAAAAAGGGAAACGAUCGGAUACAUUGCACUAUCCUAUAAAAUCAAAAUCAAAAGCUCGCGCGCUGGUUGCCAAUAUUGUAAAAAACGGACACGUACUUGUAACUACAUAUGCCGCGAUUCGAAUUCAUGCGGAUAUUUUACUUCCAGUUAAAUGGGCAUAUUGCGUAUUGGAUGAAGGACACAAAAUUCGCAAUCCAGAUUCAGAAGUAACAAUGGCAUGCAAGCGUUUCAAGACUCCGCAUAGGAUAAUCUUGUCGGGAACACCAAUUCAAAACAAUCUUAUAGAGCUGUGGUCCAUAUAUGAUUUUGUGUUUCCUGGGCGACUAGGUACGCUCCCUGUUUUUCAAACCCAAUUUGCAACACCAAUCAAUUUGGGUGGCUAUGCCAAUGCCAAUAACGUUCAAGUUCAGACAGCUUACAAAUGUGCAUGCAUUCUAAGAGAUAUGAUCUCGCCCUACCUGCUACGACGCAUGAAAUCUGAUGUUGCCACUGAUUUACCAAAAAAGAGUGAGCAGGUCCUAUUCUGUCGAUUAUCUGAUGCUCAGCGACGAGAAUAUGAAAAAUUUCUUUCAUCAAAGGAACUCAAGGGCAUUUUAGAGGGAAAGUUGCGAAUUUUGGCAGGAAUAGAUGUACUGCGAAAAAUAUGCAACCAUCCUGAUUUACUCGAGCGCAACAAUGCUGAUUUUUCAGCCAACUAUGGUGCUGUGUCAAGAUCUGGCAAAAUGAUUGUUGUCAAGGCGUUACUUCAAAUGUGGAAACGACAAGGCCAUCGUGUCUUGCUGUUUUGUCAAACACGACAAAUGUUAGACAUCCUUGAGCUGUUUAUCAAAAAUGAAGGCUAUGCAUAUCUACGAAUGGACGGAAGCACAUCUAUUCAGCAACGAUCAAAGAUUGUUGAUUGCUAUAAUGAGGAUGAAUCGUAUUUUGUAUUUUUGUUGACCACCAAGGUUGGAGGCCUUGGCAUCAAUUUAACGAGUGCAAAUCGUGUGAUUAUUUUUGAUCCAGACUGGAACCCAUCGACAGAUAUGCAAGCUCGUGAACGAGCAUGGCGACUGGGACAGAAAAAGAGUGUAACCAUUUAUCGUCUCAUGACUUCUGGCACAAUAGAGGAAAAAAUAUAUCAUCGUCAAAUAUUCAAGCAGUUUCUCACCAACAAAAUUCUCAAAGAUCCUCGUCAACGACGGUUUUUCAAGAGUAACGAUCUGCAUGAUCUGUUUAUGCUUGGAAGUAAAGAAGAUGACACGACUGAAACGGGUAAUUUAUUUGAGGGGAUGGAUGUAGAAGUCCAUGCUGGUUCUUCUGGUGCAAAUGGUGCACUGAGCAGCCACACUAAACGGACCAAAAAACCACGAAGACCGUAUUGUGAUACACAAGCAGAGUUGAAUACGAUUCAAGGUAUUGCAAAAGUUGACGAGUAUAAGCCAACGCCAGAAUCUUCCAAUCAAAAUUUGACGAAUCCUUAUAAUGAUGACGAUUCGGGAAUAUUGCAAGCAUUAUUUUCCAAGACAGGAGUACACUCUGCACUCAAGCACGAUGCGAUUAUGGAGGCGUCUACGCCAGAAGCGCUCAUUGUUGAAAAAGAGGCGACCAAAGUAGCCAAUGAUGCCAUUGCAGCAUUAAAAAAGAGUCGACACCGAGUGCGACAG